GUUUAUUUCCAUUGUCCGUAUAGGUGGUUACGACUUGGUGGUAGAUGACCUGCCAAGAACCAACACUACCUCAUUCAAACAAAAAAUGAGCUUUUUAGAGUUAACAGAGCCUUGGGGCAAACCAAGCAAAAACAUUUUUUUCCCUACAUCUAAUGGUGUCCAACAAAAUGCUGCACCAGUGAAUUCUCGAACCGUUCAACCUAUUGUCACAGGUGCUUCCGUAAUUGCAUUAAAAUACGCCGAUGGUGUUAUGAUUGCUGCCGAUAAUCUAGCAUCUUAUGGAUCUUUGGCUCGCUUUUUUGAUGUAGAGCGUCUCACAAAGGUCGGAAACAAUACGAUCGUUGGUAUUGGGGGCGAUGUUUCAGAUUAUCAACAUCUCCAAAGAAUCCUUGAGGACCUUGAGAUUAAAGAAAGCAACCAUGGAGACGGUUAUGCUUUACAACCAUCCCAUAUCCAUGAAUAUUUGUCUAGAGUAUUUUAUGCUCGUCGUAAUAAAAUGGAUCCUUACUGGAAUCAGGCCAUCGUUGCUGGCGUCGAUGGUGAUGAAAAAGAACCCUAUGUAGCUUUUGCUGAUUUACGUGGUAAUACUUAUACUGCACCAGCAAUCGCUACUGGAUUUGCUAUUCAUCUUGCCCUUCCGUUGUUACGUAAGGUGACUGACGAUGACCACUGGAAAACUUUGUCAAAAGAGCGUGCUCGUGCGGCUAUAGAUGAUUGUAUGCGUGUUCUCUACUAUCGUGAUGGAAGAAGUUUGAACAAGUUUAGUGUUGCUACCAUUACAGCGGACGGCGUCGAUUUCCAAACCAAUCAGUCCGUUUCUUCUGAAUGGGCUUUUGCCGAAAAACAAUAUGGUUAUGGCACACAAGAAGUAUAAUUUAGAUAUGAGUUUGUAAUGUCAGAGAAUUAUGAAAGCGAAGAGAAACAAGAUGGUUUGGAUAGCAUAUGAAAAUAUCAAGUUUAGAGUUGACUUUUCGAAAACAAAGAGCAAAUUGUUGUAAAUUACAAGGAAUUAACCACUGCUUAAACCUUUUAUAUCCAUCUUUUCACUUUUCUUUAUUUCAUG
This is a messenger RNA of Schizosaccharomyces octosporus yFS286, 1063 nucleotides long. RefSeq names its product 20S proteasome component beta 7. The transcript has a single exon. NCBI's taxonomy places the organism in Eukaryota, Fungi, Ascomycota, Schizosaccharomycetes, Schizosaccharomycetales, Schizosaccharomycetaceae. Gene Ontology annotation, cellular component: proteasome core complex. The record is from RefSeq and is a predicted model, not a curated record. The coding region runs from base 86 to 874 and encodes 262 amino acids.